AGUAAUGGGUAAGCAAUCCAAACUAACAAAAAAGGAUUCCAAGGCUGAAGCUGCUGGAAAUGAUUUGGUUGAGAAACCUCUUGUCACAGGCGAUCCACUAGCCGUAACUUCUACCCAAAACAUUCCUCAGCUUGCUAUUAAACAGACUAAAUCUAAAAAAUCGAAAAAAAAUAGCAAGACCAAAGAAAAUAUUGCAUCUGCUGCCACGUCGAUCCUUGGAGCUGUUGGAAAACUAGAUCCCAAAAUCGCUUCAUUGUUUUCCACAUCUGCACCUGUAAACCCUGUAAGCAUGAUGUUUGCUCCACAAAACAGCUGUAUUCAACCUGUCAUCAAGUCGAUAGAACCAGUCGUGACUGCAGCCACAUCCAUCGAAACCAAAUCUGAAAUAAAUACUGAAAAUUCUUCAAAAAGUACUGAGAUUGACGUUGCUGAUGGAUCCGAUGCUGAAGAUGCAACCAAGGCCAAAGAACAGUCGCUCAGUCGUCGAGAAAAACUGAAGGAACUCAUUGCUCGUCAAUCCCGUACUAUUUUUGUUGGCAAUCUACCUAUUUGUGUUACUGAAAAGGCAGCCUUGCAACAGUUGAAAACUCUAUUUUCACAAUUUGGAACAAUUGAAUGUAUUCGAUUCAGAUCUAUUGCAUUCAAUUCAAAACUGCCGCGCAAAUUAGCCUAUUCUGCCAAGCAAUUUCAUGAUAAGCGAGACUCACUUAACGCCUAUAUUGUUUAUGAACUUCCCGAAUCUGUUUCAAAAGCUUUAGAACUUCAUGGCACAUUGUUUUUAGAGAAACAUCUUCGUGUGGAUAGAUCUGAAACAACCCAGCAAAAAAAAUACGAUCACAAAAAAUCCAUCUUUAUUGGAAAUUUGUUAUUUGACAUUUCUGAAGAAGCUCUGUGGAGUUUUUUUAGUGACUGUGGUGAUAUAACAAAUGUACGCGUAAUUCGUGAUCGAAACACAAACGUUGGAAAAGGAUUCGGAUAUGUUCAGUUUGCCGAGCGAUCCUCGGUUUCACUGGCAUUGAAACUGAAUGAUACAGAUUUACAAGGUCGUCAAGUGCGCAUUUCCAGAAGUAAUCCAACAUUGGCUGAAAGUGGUAAUUCAACUACCAAAAGUACCGCCGAGGGACUUCGUGCAUCUAAAUCUGACAAUAUCAAGCGUGUUAUGGGUCGUGUUUCAAAAAAAAUUAAGACCAAGUCAGUGCGUAGUAAAGCUCCUGUCAACAAGAGCAAGUCAAAACCAAAGGCAUCUGCUGCAAAAUGAGCUUUCAAACCCAAGACAACUGUUGCUUCUGAAUCAAGAUUAAAAAGUCAUGUCUGAUCAGUUUGCACUAAACAAUAAACUUUGGCAUUUGUUGAUUUGAUAAUUAGAGCACGUUUGUGUCAAGCCGAGCUAAAGCAAUUGUUUUAUUGUAGUAUUCUUGAUCUGGAAACUGUAGCAUUUACCGCCAUAUUCACGUAAAUGGAACACUUGUAUUUAUCUUGGCAACUUUGCUUUAGAAUAAACAAUGGUUGAAUAUUCAUUAUGCUUU
Messenger RNA from Batrachochytrium dendrobatidis JAM81, 1526 nucleotides. RefSeq lists its product as uncharacterized. Bases 5 to 1258 code for a protein of 417 amino acids. Gene Ontology annotation, molecular function: rRNA binding. NCBI's taxonomy places the organism in Eukaryota, Fungi, Chytridiomycota, Chytridiomycetes, Rhizophydiales. The record is from RefSeq and is a predicted model, not a curated record. Gene Ontology annotation, biological process: maturation of LSU-rRNA from tricistronic rRNA transcript (SSU-rRNA, 5.8S rRNA, LSU-rRNA). The transcript has 4 exons. Gene Ontology annotation, cellular component: nucleolus.